AUGACGAUGGCAGCUCAGCUCUUCAGCUUCCCAGUCCUCACGGUGGCAGGGGCUGUAGAGGCACUGCUGGCUAUCAAGCAGUUCCCCAGUUACUACAGCUCUGGGAGCCAUCUGACAGCCGUGAUUGGCAUGAUUCUUGCCAACUAUGCGUUCGGCGUCGUUUUCUGGGCGUUUCUGUAUCCGAGAUUCUUCAGUCCUCUCCGCCGAAUCCCUGGACCAAGGGCUUUCAUUGGCGCCGCGUACCGGUCCAUUGUCGUCAGAGAGGGGCCUUCUGGAGACAUCUUUCUCAACCUGGCCAAUCAGUACCCAGGAGAAGACUUGAUCGCGCUUGACGCCUUUGGCCGCCAGAUGUUCGUCGCGAAACCGGGUCUGCUGGCCGACCUGCUCGUGCACAAAUGCUACGACUUCGCUAAGCCCAGGAGGAUCAGCGCCUUCUUACGGCGGAUCCUCGGCGAUGGCCUCAUCAUUGUAGAGGAAGACCGGCACAAGUUCCUCCGCAAAAACACCAUGCCCGCCUUCCACGUCCGGCACAUCAAGGACCUGUACCCGAUGAUCUGGAACAAAGCUGGCAUCCUGACCCGAGCGUUGACGAGGGAGAUUGACAGCAACGCGACCCCCGACUCCAAGGGCUCGGCCAUCGUCGAGCUGACGACGUGGGCAAGCAAGGUCACGCUCGACAUUAUCGGCAUCGCGGGCAUGGGCCGCGGGCUAAACAUUGUCGAGAAGAAGUCGGGCGAUCCGCUACAGGAGCUUUACGAGGAGCUGCUGGAGCCGAGCCGGGAGAAGCUCAUCUUCGCCAUGCUAUCUUUGGCCAUCGGGUUCCCGGCCGUAAGGCUGCUGCCGUGGAAGAUGAACAGCCUGUUCAUCUACCUGACCAGUUCGCUGGACAAGAUCUGCAGAGAGCUGAUCAAGGAGAAAAGAGACGCCAUCGUGAAGAAGGAAGACGACCAUUUCGACAUCUUGUCCCUGUUGAUCAAGUCCGACAACUUUGACGACGAAGCCCUGAAGGAUCAGCUUCUGACGUUUCUCGCUGCGGGACACGAGACCACAGCAUCUGCCCUUACCUGGGCGUCAUAUCUUCUUGCCAACCACCCAGAGAUUCAGGCCAAGCUCCGAGAGGAGGUUACGUCAGCUCUCGGGGCCAACGCCAUCGCGGGCGAGCCCCUGGCCAAUCCCGCCGGGGUCCUGAAGCAACUGCCGUACCUCAACGGAAUAAUCUACGAGACGCUGCGGCUGUACCCGACUGUCCCACUGACGAUGCGCGAGGCGCUGCAUGACACGCAGGUGGGCGAGCAGUUCGUGCCGAAAGGCACCGAGAUGGUCGUGUCCAUCUGGCAGAUCAACCGGUCGCCGGACCUGUGGGGCGCCGACGCCGGCGCGUUCCGGCCAGAGCGGUGGAUCAACACCGACGGCGACGGCAAGCCGAACCAGCACGGCGGCGCGCGGAGCAACUACGACUUCCUGACCUUUCUGCAAGGCCCGCGCAGCUGCAUCGGCCAGGAGUUCGCCAAGGCCGAGAUGCGCUGCCUGCUUGCGGCUCUGGUCACCGCCUUCUCGUGGGACCUCGCCAUGGACGAGGAUAAGAUCGUGCCCCGCGGCGUCAUCACCAUCAAGCCCGAGAACGGCAUGCACCUGAGGAUGAGGCCGCUGGGGCGGGUUGUAUAG
Messenger RNA from Lasiosphaeria miniovina, 1665 nucleotides. RefSeq names its product cytochrome P450. Lineage: Eukaryota; Fungi; Ascomycota; Sordariomycetes; Sordariales; Lasiosphaeriaceae. Gene Ontology annotation, molecular function: monooxygenase activity; oxidoreductase activity, acting on paired donors, with incorporation or reduction of molecular oxygen; heme binding. The transcript has 3 exons. The coding region runs from base 1 to 1665 and encodes 554 amino acids. The record is from RefSeq and is a predicted model, not a curated record.